CUCCAAUCCUCCUUCUGAUUCGAGUAGUGACAGUUUGAAUUUGAACUUGGAAGCUCAUUGCCAUUUGAUUCGUAUCAGUUUUGCUAAAGUUACUCAAUUGAAAUAUUCUUCGUCUAUAAGUAGAAUUCUGGACAAUGGAAACUCAAAAGGUCAAAAGGAGGAGACUUUUCUUGGAUGAAGGGGUUACAGCUGAUGAGAACAGGCAGACAGGGGAGAGAUUGGAACGUGCUUCCACCUCCAAAAAUGAUGAUGCCUUGGAAGGUCAGAACUAUGUCGAACAAAGCAAGCGUGCAGAAUCUGCAGAUGAGGUUUGUCCCACAGAAUGCCUUGAAGGUGAAGUUGGAGACGUGACGCCGAAACGAAAUCUUCGAACAAGGACACCGAUGAAAAACUCCGUUCCAGAAGUUGAGAAAGGAUUCGUGAAUUGGAGCAACGAAGAGAAAGAAAAGCUCCUCUUCAAUUUGGAAAUUGACGGUUUUGAUGGUGAUUUGAAGAAGUUAGCAGAUAAGACACUGAACAGAAGUGCUGAAGCUCUUCGGUAUCUUAUAACUCAAUGUCAACAAGAUCGGGAGAAACGUAACUGGGAAGUGAUGCUGGAUAGUAAAAUUGAAGAUCUGCGCAAGAUGGAAAGGUCCCACAUGUAUGAAAAUGUGCCCCUGUGCCUCCAACUGUAUUCGCUGUACGGGACACUGCCAGAAUCUUCUCAAGUCGGAGGAGUCGACUAUUCAGCCGUUUAUGCCUAUAUUGCCUCUCUCAUGCGCGGGGAAAUUCCCAAGAAACUAAACUCUGCUACAAUGGCGAAAUUAUCCCAGGUUUUCCAUCUGCUAAAACAACGAAUCUUAGAAGAACCAGAAGUUCCCCUACCAGAAUUUCAAAGGAACGAGGAAUUCAGUAUCGAAAAGAUGACCGACUUAAAGGAACGAAGAUCCAUUGGAUUCUCUGUGGAAGAGUUGAGAGCUAAGGACGCCCUCCUUUCGGGAGAUGUUGCUAGUAUUGAAGAGUUGUACAUGUCGCAAGCAUCCCUGAAUCCGUUUUAGUGCUUAAGUUUUGCACUGUUUUCAAAAUGUAAUCCCAUCUUCACAAACAUCCAACCAGUUAAAUUAUCUCGGCUUCUGCGUUUUUUAAAUAAAUUUAACCUGCCAUUACAGACUAAUAAAUUGAUUAUCGGAUA
This is a messenger RNA of Daphnia pulicaria, 1171 nucleotides long. RefSeq lists its product as uncharacterized. The coding region runs from base 135 to 1037 and encodes 300 amino acids. NCBI's taxonomy places the organism in Eukaryota, Metazoa, Arthropoda, Branchiopoda, Diplostraca, Daphniidae. The record is from RefSeq and is a predicted model, not a curated record. The transcript has 4 exons.